AUGUUGUGUAUUUCGUCCUUCCUUUCUUUGUACCUCUUUUCAUUUUUGAAUUCAUUAGCACGUGACUGUAAAGCUCGUCUUUGUUUGCAAAUUGUGUCUUUGUCUGCAAAUUGUGCAGAAAUUGCAAAUGGUUGUCUUUUGCAGUCGUUGUCGUUCGAUAGUCACACCAUUUUUCGUAAUGCAAUUGGUAUUGAACAGGUUGCAAUGUGA
Messenger RNA from Necator americanus (New World hookworm), 210 nucleotides. RefSeq lists its product as uncharacterized. The record is from RefSeq and is a predicted model, not a curated record. NCBI's taxonomy places the organism in Eukaryota, Metazoa, Nematoda, Chromadorea, Rhabditida, Ancylostomatidae. The transcript has a single exon. Bases 1 to 210 code for a protein of 69 amino acids.